AUGCGUGUUGCUUCGAGUGCCCUGGCCCUUGUGGCCGCAGCGGCUGCAAUCUCGCCGGCACUGGCCGUGCAUGAGGAACUGAAGAACAUCAAGCAUAUUGUCUUGUUCAUGCAGGAGAACCGUGCGUUUGACCACUAUUUCGGUACGAUGGCCGGUGUGCGUGGAUUCCAGGACCCGAACGUGCAUGUGUCGAAGAACACAGGCAAGGACGUGUUCCACCAACCCGUGAACAAGGACGGCAUGUGGGAUGGCGAUGCCGACCCUGUCGCAGAGGGCUACUAUCCACCUGACAAUGUCAAGGAGCUCACGCCGUGGCACUUGCCGUGGCAAGGUGGUGACUACCAUGAGCGUGUGCAGUGCAUGGUUGCUGGUACCAACGACUGGCGCCAGAACCACCAGGCGUGGAACAACGGCUCGCUUGAUCACUGGGCUCUGAACAACACCCCCUACAGUCUCGGCUACUUCCGCCGCGAAGACAUCCCGACACAGUAUGCUAUUGCCGGCAACUUUACUGUGGCUGACAGCUACUAUGAGUCGAUUAUUUCGUCGACAGACCCGAACCGUGUGUCCUUCUUCUCCGGUUCGAUCAACGUGAACAACAGCGUCAUUGGCGGUGGUGGUUUGAACAUGGGCGGUCCUGUCAUUGACAACAAUGUCAACCCCUGGUGUCUGAUCGCUGACAAUGGCGACUUCUUCUCGUGCCGCCCUCUCCGCUGGAAGACGGUUCCAGAGUACCUGCAGGACGCUAACAUCACCUUCCAGUUCUAUCAGGACUUUGACAACUUUGGUGACGACACCCUCGUAGAGUGGGAGCAGUACCAGAAGGCCGCAAAGAACAAGGACGAGCUCGCUAAGCACUCAGUGUCGUACCCAGGCAUCGCAAAGUUCGUGAAGGAUGCGAUGGAUGGCAACCUGCCCGAAGUGUCUUACAUUGUUGCGCCCAUGCAGCUCUCGGAGCAUCCGCCGUACACGCCCAAAGAUGGUGCAUGGAUUCAGGCGAAAGUGGCCGACGCCGUCAUGAAGGGAAAGAACUGGGCCUCGACCGCUCUCUUCUUCUCGUACGAUGAGACGGGUGGCUGGGCUGACCAUGUCAUGUCUCCUCAUCCGCCCAAGGACUCACCUGGUGAGUGGAUGGUCGACCCCUAUGACAAGUCGCUGGGCGAGGUGCCCACCGGUCCUGGUUUCCGCCUUCCCUUCUACGCAGUCUCCCCGUGGACGCGCAACGGUGGUGUAUUCACGGAGCACGCAUCGCACGAAAGCCAGAUCAUGUUCCUGGAAGAGUGGUCCAAGGCUGUGGGUAAGCCAUUCGAGUCGAAGGAGAUCAACCCCUGGCGCCGUGCGCAGAUGAGCAACCUUGUCAACAUGUUUGACUUUUCGAACCAUGAUGAUAGCAUUCUCGAGCUUGCGAACGUCACGAUGGCCUCGCAGGACCCGAUCACGCGCCAGUUCAACGGUGCCGACGUGUGCCAGCGCAAGUUCUGGGGCAACGUGCAGCCGGCUGUGCCUUACGGCAAGUUCAGUGAUGAAGACAGCUUGCGCGUCGAGAAGGGCUACAAGCCUGUGCGUGGUGACCUUACAGUAGGCCGUUACCUUACCUUUGAGGCCAACGGCAAAGCUCUGAAGCACUCUGACAGCAAGGUCGGAUCGACCGAGCCCCAGAAGUUCCAUGAUGCAGAAGAGCAGCGCUUCAUUUUGCACUGGGACGGCUCGGAUCCUAAGGACAACCGCUUCAAGAUCUCGACACCAGCUUCGGCCGGCAAGAAGUACGUGACAGAGUCGCUUUCGUUGUCGUCGAAGAAACAGGACGGUGCCGAGUUUGCCAUCGCUGAUCUCGGUAAUGGCAAGGGUCACUCGAUCACGAACGUCAAGACCCACAAGCAGCUCUCUCUGGAGAAGGAUGGAUCCGUCUCCAUGAAGGACCAAGCUUCUGAGGGCUUCAAGGUGUUUAGUGUUACUUUCUAA
Molecule: messenger RNA, 1962 nt
Organism: Malassezia pachydermatis
Lineage: Eukaryota; Fungi; Basidiomycota; Malasseziomycetes; Malasseziales; Malasseziaceae
Product: putative phospholipase c
Exons: 1
Coding region: 1-1962 (653 amino acids)
Molecular function (GO): hydrolase activity, acting on ester bonds
Source: RefSeq, a predicted model, not a curated record